AUGGCUACUGCAAGGACGCCGCUUCGCUCGUUACUCAGAGCGUCUCAGCUUUUGCGGCCGAGGCAGCCGUGGAGCUGUACAUCGCGCAGGCAUGGAUGGACAAUCCCCCGGCGCGGACUUGCAUCUGGGCCGCCAAAGUCCGACAAGCCUUAUUAUGUGACAACGCCAAUUUUCUACGUUAAUGCUGCCCCUCAUGUCGGUCAUUUAUACACAAUGGUCAUCGCCGAUAUCAUGAAACGGUGGCAGGUCUUGCUCGGAAACACUGAUGCUCAGCUAUUGACUGGAACGGAUGAGCAUGGAAUGAAGAUUCAACAGGCUGCGCACCGAGCGGGCAUGGACACCCAGGCAUUUUGCGACAUGAACUGCCGGACUUUUGAGGCACUAGCAAAGGCUGCAAACCUCGACAACGAUCAUUUCAUCAGAACUACCGACCCGGCGCAUCGAGAUGCUGUCCAAUAUUUCUGGGAAAUGUUGCAACAUCGUGGGUAUAUCUAUACCUCCAAACACGAGGGUUGGUACUCGGUCAGUGAUGAGACAUUCUACCCGCAAACGCAAGUACAAAACUCCCUGGACCCAUCAACAGGGAGGAAGCGCAUGGUCUCAAUAGAAACUGGUAAAGAGGUGGAGUGGUCAUCAGAAACCAAUUAUCACUUCCGUCUCUCAGCGUUCAAGGAUCGCCUACUUGAAUUGUACAAGAGAGAAGAUCCAUUCAUUUCCCCUACAUCAUACACAGCUGCUGUGGUCAACUCUGUUGAGACGGGACUGCAGGAUCUCUCUAUUUCUAGACCCACGGAACGUCUCACCUGGGGCAUCCCUGUUCCCGGUGAUGAUACGCAGACAAUCUACGUGUGGCUUGAUGCUCUGGUCAACUACUUGACUAAAGCCGGAUAUCCUUUCCCCCCGGGACAGGAGAAUAAUUCUGCAUGGCCCGCGGAUUUGCACAUCGUUGGCAAAGACAUUGUUCGAUUCCACUGCGUCUAUUGGCCUGCUUUCCUCAUGGCACUUGAUCUUCCUUUGCCUCGCAACGUCUUGGUGCACGGACACUGGACGAUGAAUCGCGAAAAAAUGUCCAAAUCCACCGGCAAUGUUGUGAACCCCUUUUUCGCCAUUGAGCGGUUCGGAGUUGAUGGCAUGAGAUUUUUCCUAGCUUACCGUGGCGGUCUUGCGGAUGAUGCGGACUUCGACAAUUCCUUUAUCAUCCGAGACUACAAGAAAUUGCUUCAGGGGGGCAUCGGAAACCUUGCCCAGCGCACAAUCGGAUGUGCGCGUGGCAAUUUGCGCUCAUACAUUAUGGAUGCCGUCUCGGAUAAGCUUCCAGCAGCCACCCCUGAGGACCUUGAACAUCAAAACAUCUUGGAGCAGACACCGACCAAGGUUGCCGAGCAUAUGGAGAACUUGAAUCCCCGCGCCGCACUGCAAGAAACCAUGAACAUCAUCGAAAAGACUAACAAAUACUUCCACGCGGCGGAGCCGUGGAAAACUCCCAACCCCCAACGAGUUCUCUACAAUGUGGCGGAAUCGCUGCGGAUCAGUGCCAUUCUACUGCAACCCUUCAUGCCCGGCAAGUCUCAUGACCUUCUAGAAAUGCUCCGUGUAGAUACCUCGGACCCCUCCAAGCGGGCCUUUGCGGCCACGGCGUACGGUUCGGAUUCAGAUUACGGCGAAGGUGUUAAGAAGGGUAUUCUUUUCCCUCCUUUGCUCACUGAGGAGUAA
Molecule: messenger RNA, 1713 nt
Organism: Penicillium paradoxum
Lineage: Eukaryota; Fungi; Ascomycota; Eurotiomycetes; Eurotiales; Aspergillaceae
Product: methionine--tRNA ligase MSM1
Exons: 8
Coding region: 1-1713 (570 amino acids)
Biological process (GO): methionyl-tRNA aminoacylation
Molecular function (GO): ATP binding; methionine-tRNA ligase activity
Source: RefSeq, a predicted model, not a curated record